AUGGGCUCCAAACGCCCACACGACGAGGUCGACGGGGGAGGAGCAGCCGCCGCCCCACCCCCAGAGCCAAAGAAGCGCAAGGGCUUCCGCGUAGGGCCGGAGAACCUGCCCGACGGCGCGUGGCGGCGCAAGAACACCAAGAUCAAGCACGAGCUGAUCCACAAGGCAAAGCUCAAGAAGGACUACGCCAAGGUCAAGGCGGAGCUGGCGAGGGGGCGGGAUGGGGCCGCCGCAGGGGCAGGGCCAGGGCCAGGGGGCCACGGGCCACACGUCCACCCCGACCGCCAGCAGCAGAUGGACGACGACGAGAGGGACAGGCAGCACAUGAACCCGGAGCGGCAGCAGGCGAUCCUCGACGGCGAGGAAGCAGCACCCCGGCGGCAGCGCAGGCAGGCGAGGAGGGAUGACGAGCCAGCAGGGAACAACAACAACAACAACCAAGACGGAGGAGGAGGAGGAGGAGGAGGAGAACUCCAAGGCGAGAGAGGAGAAGACGAACCCACAAUCACACCAACAACAACAACAUACCCACCACCACCAUCACCACAAGCUCAAGAACACGCACACCGCGGCCCCAGACCGCCCCGCGACAGCCGCAGGCGCCGCCCAGACUACUACACCAAGGCCCUAGAACAAGGAACCCACAAGAAGGCCGAGGCAGAGGCGCGCGCCGCCGAGGCCGAGCGCCGCGACAAGGAGCGCGAGCGCAGCACCGCCGAGCGCGAGCGCACGCGGCGCGCCAUGCUCAAGGCCAAGGGGUUCUCGGCGUCGGGGAGGCCGCGCGGCAAGCCCAAGCUGGGGAGGGAGAGCAAGGUGCUGCUGGACAAGGUGAGGCGGAUGGUCGGCGCCUGA
Messenger RNA from Diaporthe batatas, 852 nucleotides. RefSeq lists its product as uncharacterized. The transcript has a single exon. NCBI's taxonomy places the organism in Eukaryota, Fungi, Ascomycota, Sordariomycetes, Diaporthales, Diaporthaceae. The record is from RefSeq and is a predicted model, not a curated record. The coding region runs from base 1 to 852 and encodes 283 amino acids.